Molecule: messenger RNA, 1171 nt
Organism: Ceratosolen solmsi marchali
Lineage: Eukaryota; Metazoa; Arthropoda; Insecta; Hymenoptera; Agaonidae
Gene: Tango2
Product: transport and golgi organization 2
Exons: 4
Coding region: 290-1108 (272 amino acids)
Biological process (GO): protein secretion; Golgi organization
Cellular component (GO): Golgi apparatus
Source: RefSeq, a predicted model, not a curated record
GUUUCAAUCGCCUAUGAAUUACGAUUUUGUUUUUAAUACGUUGUAAGUUUUGAAAUAUUAAAAUUGAAACUUGUAAUAUAAGAUGUUGACAAUGAUUGUAAAGCAUUCUUAUCUAGUCCUAAUUUAUGUGUCACCUCUGUUAUCUUCAUGAACGAUGAUUUCUUGAUAACCGAGUAUGCAUUUAUGAAAUGUCAGUGUGACGUUCGCGAAUUUCAUAAGUGUAGCUGUUGCACGAAAAAUUCAUUCCAAAUUCACGCGAUCGACUUUUAAUUUAAUUUGCAAUUACAUCAUGUGUAUUUUAUUUAUUUACCAAAAUGCAAAUCCUUCGACCGGUUGCUACCGCCUAAUUUUGAUAGCAAAUCGAGACGAAUAUUACGAGAGGCCAGCUAACCCUGCGCAUUUUUGGGAAAACUAUCCUGGAUGUCUCGGAGGUAUUGAUAUGGAACCUGGAAGAGAAGGUGGAAGUUGGUUGGCACUUAAUUAUAAAACUGGCCGAGUUGGCGUGAUAUUAAACUUAAACGGUGUACCAAAAUCUUCUGUAGGCAAGGGAAGAGGUUUUUUAAUUAGAGAUUAUCUUAGCAAUUCAGAGUCUACUGAAAAAUAUGCCACCGAUCUACACAAAAUUAAUCAAGAAACACAAGCUUACAAUCCAUAUAAUUUUAUCAUGGUUGACUUGAGAAGCAGUAGCGUUUAUUAUUUGAAUAGUUUAUUAAAUUUCCCAGGACCCAUGCGCAUUAGCGACAAAACUUUAGCUUUUGGGAAUAGUGGAAUAGAAAAACCAUAUAAAAAAGUAUCGAUUGGUAAAGAAAAUUUUGAAAAAAUUGUUAAUGAUGCAUCGACCUUACAGCAAGAGCAGUUGAUAGAGAAUUUAAUACAAUUUUUAAAGCUAGAAGAAAGGCAUCUUCCAGAUGAUGAAUUAAAAAAACGAUCUUCACAAGCAUUUAAUGAACUAAGUUCUAUAUUCGUUCGACAUGAAAUAGCAAAAUACGGAACUAGAACUCAUAGUAUUAUACUGGUCGAUGAUAAUUAUCAAAUAACUUUUGUGGAAGAAACUUUAGAGGCAAAUAGCAGUUGGAAGCGUCAGACUUUCAACAUCCAUUUAGACUAAUUAGACGUAUACAAUUAGUUGAAAGUAAUAUAACAUAAUUGUUUUUCUACGAAAAUUUUAACA